Molecule: messenger RNA, 819 nt
Organism: Syzygium oleosum
Lineage: Eukaryota; Viridiplantae; Streptophyta; Magnoliopsida; Myrtales; Myrtaceae
Product: nucleoid-associated protein At4g30620, chloroplastic-like
Exons: 7
Coding region: 65-658 (197 amino acids)
Molecular function (GO): DNA binding
Source: RefSeq, a predicted model, not a curated record
CCUUUAUCUUUGCCCCGUCCCUCUCUCUCCCUCUCGUCUUCUCUCUCUCGGUGCGCAAGCUGAAAUGGCUGCGUCUUCUUCUUCGAUGUCUCUGGCUCGUCAUUUGCCGAAGCUGUGCUCGCCCCACGACCGUGCUCCUUCGUCAUCAGUCUCUCUCCGUAAUCUCAACUCAAGUGUGAAUAUUGUUGGUAGUGGCAGGCAAAUUUUGCUCUGGUCUGGUCAUAAAAGAGUCAACAGAGGUUAUAGAACUCUUCGUGUUCAUGGCCUAUUUGGAGGAAAGAAGGAUAACAGUGAUGAUGCUCCUUCGAAGGCAGGGAUUCUCGGGAAUAUGCAAAAUUUGUAUGAGACAGUGAAAAAGGCACAAAUGGUUGUCCAAGUUGAGGCUGUGCGAGUGCAGAAGGAACUUGCAGCAGCGGAGUUUGAUGGUUACUGUGAAGGUGAAUUAAUAAAGGCUACUUUAUCUGGAAACCAGCAACCCGUGCGCAUCGAGAUUACUGAGGCCGCAAUGGAAUUAGGAGCUGAGAAGCUGUCGGAGUUAGUCAACGAGGCUUACAAAGAUGCACACCAGAAGAGUGUACAGGCCAUGAAGGAGAGAAUGAGUGAUCUUGCCCAGAGUUUGGGAAUGCCGCCGGGCAUGAGCGAGGGUUUCAAGCCAUGAUAGCGAUUCUCGCCUGCCGGGGAGUGGCUACUGAGUCGAGAUCCAAUUUUGUAUACAGUCAAGGCAUGUUGUUCCGAUUUGUACUGUAGCCGUAGAUUUUUGUAACCGUUCGAACGCCGGUCGCGGUUUCAUUGAAGAAGGGAAUUAGCGAAUUCAUGACA